Messenger RNA from Geodia barretti, 5518 nucleotides. Lineage: Eukaryota; Metazoa; Porifera; Demospongiae; Tetractinellida; Geodiidae. The record is from the annotation of a GenBank genome assembly.
CGCACCGUAAGUCUUGAGGCCAAAGAGUAAAGGAUGGAUUCAGACGUCAAAGACAUUUUUGAGCUGGAGAAGGAGCGGACGGGCUCAAGAGGGGCUGCUUCCUUUAUAAAGAGGCCAUGGGAAGCGUGAAGGAACCAAAGAAGAUGAAGAAGACUGAGUCGAUGAUGAAACGUCCGUCUGGCAUGAACAGAGAGGUGUACGCUCUCCUCUACUCCGACAACAAGACCUCGAAUAGCACGUCCCUUAUUCCAACUGACACUGGGUGUGGCUACAGGCAGCCGAGGGCCAGACUGGGCCGGAAACAGGUCCGACCAUGGAAAUGGAUGCCGUUUCGCCAACCCAGCCAGAUCUGAUAACCUGGUGCUCCACCAUUGGAGGAGGGUGGCAGACGAAGGGAAAGAGUAUCCAUUUGCAAAGUUCAACAAAAGCCUCGAUAUCCCCACCUUCUCUGAGGAAGACUACACUAAAUGUCUGACUGAGCCAGGUUGGUCAAAGGAGGAGACUGAUCAUCUGUUUGACCUGUGCAGAAUGUUUGAUUUACGGUUCAUCAUGGUCCAAGACAGAUUUGACAAGGCCAAGUAUCAGAGCAGGUCUGUGGAGGAACUCAAGGAGCGCUACUUCAGUGUCUGUAACAGACUGGUCAAGGCCAGGGGAGGAGAGGAGGGUGACAUGAUCGCCUUUGAUGCUCCUCACGAAGUCAAGAGAAAGAUGCAGAUGGAGCGACUGUUGGCUCGAACCAAGGAGCAAGUGGAGGAAGAGGAGAUGCUCUGUGCAGAACUGAAAAAGAUAGAGAUGAGGAAGAAGGAGAGGGAGAAGAAACAGCAGGACCUCCAGAAACUCAUUUCAGCUGCCGAGCAGAACACCUCUGAGGCGAAAAAGACUCCGUCGACUAAGAAGUACAGUAUGUCGUCAAAGAAGGCGCGGUCCACAGCCACUCCUAGUCAUUCGAAGUCUGAUGGCUCAGUGGUGUUCAAGUCUUACGACAAGUCCAGUGGAGUAUCCCUGAGGAGCAGCAAAAUGAAGACACCCAUGACACUGGGUCAGAAAAAAACCAAAGCCAUUGACCAGCUUCUGGACGAGCUUGGAGUUGGGCUGAAACCAAUGCCGACUGAGCAAAUCUGUGUCCAGUUCAACGAACUGAGAAAUGACAUCUUAUUGCUGCUGGACCUGAAAGCCGCCUGCGAUGCCUGUGACUUUGAGCUCCAAUCUCUGAAACACAGGUACGAGAAUCUUUCCGAACACCAGCAGGCAAAGAUCUCCAUGCCCGAGGCAACCCCAGCCACCCCUAAAAAGUCUCUUGGCUCAAACAUCUUUGUGCUGGACGCAGUUGCCACAGCAACUGGUGGGAGAAAGCGAAGACUCACAAUUUCAGAGCCCGGGUUAAAGAAAUCGCGAAAGAGUUAGCGAACACAUACACACAACAUACACAGCUACACCCUCAAAUAGUUAUUGUCACAGAAAAGUUGGUAAAAUUAUUUGUGAAAUUUUCCAGUAUUAUACAACGUGUAUAUACAUCAGAGAGAUAAGUCAAUGACAGAGAACACCCAGGGCUAGCCAAUCAAGACAGGCGCUAAUCUGUUUUCUGAGCUCUUCUCUUCUGUGACUUGGCCUGCGUGCCUUCUCGGAAUCCGUUCCGGAACCGUCUCUGGACCACACGAAGAUGCUUCAUUCUCCCUGUGCCCGUUGUGUGCCUUCGCUUAGCCUUCACACUCCAAUUAUACUUUCUUCUCUUGGCGGCGGGGUAGGCGCAGCUAGCACACCUCUUCUUCUGAAUGUGGAAGGCCUUCCUUCCGCAUCGGACGCACAGCGUGUGCGACUUGUUCUGCCGCUUCCCGAAACUUGAGGUUCCCUUUGUCUGCGGACAAGAGCGAGACGCAGAACAAACAAAUGAUCCUCUUUAGCAUCUCUCCGUGGCAUACAGGACAUCGCUGAUCGGCUAAGGGUUGUGAAUGAAAUGGAUACUUUCCACAUGUACGACUCACCAUUGGGGCGGCUUUAUCCGAGAGAGAACCUGGUCACGCAUGCGCAAAAUGUUCGGUCGUGUUGCUACGGUAACAGUAAAAACAAAAUGGCGGCCGCUACGGUCGAAUCUUCGAUGUCUCUCUCUGAGCCCGAAGAAGGCUGUCUGUUAGUUCGAACUUCACUCGACAAAUAUCUUUGCUUCGUGUCGACUUCAGACUACCUUCAGUACCUUAUCAGUCACGGAGACUAUGGUGCCGGGGCUCGUGUGGAGCCGCGCGGACCUGCAGGCACGCAGCUGCAGUUGAGCAAGGCUGCACCCGUUCAGGAUACUCCAGACAAGAGAAAAGAAACGGAUCUAAAGACCUUGGUUACUGAGAGUGAAGGUGUCAGCCUCAAAACUGCUGUACUGAGUGGCAAGAUCAGUUUGGUCAAAAGUCUGGUCAGGCAGUCCUCUCCCACUACACUGGACUCCACUGACGAACAGGGACUCACUCUUCUUCUGCAUGCAGCUCUCACCGGAGCACAUGAAAUCGCAGCAACACUACUCAAAGCCGGAGCAUCUCCGGAUGUCCCUCACUCUACUUCAGGAGCCACCCCUCUCUCCCUGGCCUGUCUGCAAGGACACAGUGAGGUCACCAAACUUCUCCUCAAACAUAGAGCCAACCUCUCUCCCGACGUCCGCGGCUGCUCACCACUCCACGCCGCUGCCUGGGGUGGCUCGGGGAAGAUUGUCAAGUCCCUCCUCUCUCACAAACCGUCUCUGGUGGCCGAGAGAGACAGUGAUGGGAGGACUCCUCUCCAUCUGGCUGCAGCUAAAGGAGAUGUGACAGUGUGUCAGCUACUGAUGAAGAAAGGAGGCCAGCUGACUGAGACAGACAGCUGCGGUAGAACUCCUCUCCACUGGGCCAUUCUCUCACAACAGCUGCCUAGUGUGGAGCACCUUCUCGCCUCCAGUUCUGGUGCAGGCCUGUUGUGUAAUCAACCAGACUCCCAGGGGGCAACCCCUGUUCAUUAUGCCGCCAUGACUGGCCAGUGUAGCUUGCUGACGGCUCUACUGAACAAGGGUGCCAGUGCAGAUGUCACAGAUGCCAGAGGCUACUCUCCACUCUUUUGGGCCUGUGCAUGUGGCCACGUGGACGCUGCCAGGCAAUUAAUCAAGCUAACAACUAGGAGCACCCCCAAUAAAGAGGCCAGCCAAGCCGAGUGUGAGCAGGGAACAGUGGAAGAGGAAGAUAUCCGGGCAGAUGAGGGUGGUCGGUGUCUCCGCGUGGCCUGUGCUGUUGGAUCAAUAGACGUCUCCCAGCUCCUCCUACAGACCUCUCCCUCUCUGGUGAGUGAGAGGGACGAGGAAGGGAGGACGGCUCUGCACACUGCCAGCCACCACGGCCACACCAACUGUCUGGAUGAGCUGAUAAAGGCAGGGGCCUCCCCCAAUAUUGCCACGUUCACUGACAAGAGGACAAGUCUCCAUGUGGCCAGUGAGAGAGGCCAGUGUGAAGCUGUGGCCCGUCUCCUAGCUGCUGGGGCCAACCUCAACCGCUCCACCCACCCUCACGGAGAGAGACCCAUCCAUCUAGCGGCUCAAAGAGGACACUCCUCUAUUAUCAUUGAACUAUUGAGGAGGGGGUGUGUUCCUGACAUUGACAGGGCUAAAGAUGGUCAAACAGCUCUAAUGCUAGCAGCGGAUGCUGGUCACAUGCAGUGCUGUAGAUUGCUCAUAGAGGCAGGGGCUGACCCCUCACUCACAGAGACAGCAGCCCAGAGUCGCACAGCACUGGACUUGGCAAUGGCUGGGGGACACAGAGAGGUUGCUGAUUACCUCAUCAGUGUGGGGGCCCCCUCACGAGGGGGGAAAUUCCAUCGAGCGGCCGUCACAAUUCAGGCUGUCUGGAGACUACACAGACACAGAAGGAGAGAGAGGUCGAGAAGAGAGUGGAGUGCGGCAGUGAUCCAGAGAGGGGUGAGGAGGUGGAGGAGGAGAAGGAGGGCGGGGAGAGUGAGGGAGAGGAGAGAGAGGGCCAGGUACAGAGCUGCAGCCGUCAUCCAGAGCCACUGGCGACAGUACAUGGAGGGAAGGAGACGAUACGAGGCUACUUGUGCCCGCCUCAGAGCAAGGCUACACCAAGAGCAUCUGGCAGCAAGUUCCUGUUGGACGAACUGCAGGCACAGUCUCAGAGCAUUCGCCUUCCUUCUGCCGUCUCCCCACGGGCUCCCACACGAUCCCCACACAAAGCCUCAGCUACUCCAGGCUACCUGCUACAAGCAUCUGCUCCCCUCCCCACUUCUCGGAUCACUUCUGCAGAUCUCUUCUUCCCCACCCACCACCGAAAGUCCAUCUCCGUUCCAGUCGUGAGGCCUCGUAAACCCCUCACCCACUCCCCUCGUCACAAUCUCCCUCCACCACCCUCACAAACUCCUCCUUCACACCCUCCCCAGCCUCUAAAAUCGCCUGCGAUGGAGAACACACGAGAAGGAACUGGACUCCCCAACAUAUCACCACGACAGCCUCCGGUGAAUAGUUCUACUGGUAGACAAACUGUGGUUGUGAGAAGAGGAAGAAAACUCGGUGGUUCACAGAAGAAAGAAGUGGGUACUAGGACGAGCAAGUCAGUCAGUGAAAGAGCUGGUGACAGUCUGCCUGUCAUCCCAGUAGCUAGCAGCGGUUUGAGAACACAACCAUCAGGUGGUGGAGAAGAGACAGACAAGGGGGUUUGUAAUGGGAGUGCUGUUGAAGAACUCCCUCCUCUGCCUGCAACACCAUCACUGGUAUCUCCACCACUCUCCCUCAUUUCACCACCCUCACACAUUUCACCUCUUCCUCCAACUUCGCUCGUUCCACCGUCACCUCUUCAACACACCUCACCUCCUCAACACACACCGUCGCCUACAGAGCCAGUUCGACAAAUCGAGACACUGUCACACAAAGCAGAGAGACCUACAACUCCCUCACUUUCUCGAGAGAAUGAGAUUGAUAUUCAAGAGACUCUGUUGAAAGUUAAGUUUGAGACCAAGAACGAGAGCCAACUUGAUAAGAAAGAGGAGGAGACUCAUAACAAAGAGGAGGAGGAGGAGAAAGUGUCUGAGAAGCCAGAAGGAUCUCGGAAUGGAGCUGAAUCUCGCCGCUACCUGAAGCAGACUAUGUUCAGAGCUGCUAUUGUUGGUCAACAGCAGCAGCAGAGUGUUGGGGGAGAGUGUGCGGAGGAAGAUACCACACUUGACAACAGACUACUGGGGCCGAUUCAGAGGUACGAUCGACUGAACACGGUGCUUGCUCUCCUGAAGAGGGUCCAGGGAGGGGAGAUGGAGGGGGAGGAGGAGGGGCUGCGUCUGACGGACCUCCGACAGCACAUACAGUCUGCUCUGGACGAGGCAGUCAGACUCAGAGCUGACACCGAGUCACUCCAACACUCUGCCAAGGUACGUGUGUAUAUAUGUGGUGAUAUGAUAGUGUAGCCCCUUAAUCUGUACAUCAAUAAUUGGGGCAGAAGAAAGUGGCCAAUGCAAGAACCAUUCUUGGGGAAAGGAAAGGUGCUCUUAUUACACAGGUGUCCUUAUU